Molecule: messenger RNA, 6116 nt
Organism: Spodoptera frugiperda (fall armyworm)
Lineage: Eukaryota; Metazoa; Arthropoda; Insecta; Lepidoptera; Noctuidae
Product: ubiquitin domain-containing protein 2
Exons: 4
Coding region: 141-848 (235 amino acids)
Molecular function (GO): protein binding
Source: RefSeq, a predicted model, not a curated record
CACACGCGACCUUUCGAAGCAAUAAUAAAACAUAUACAGCUAAUCUUUUUUGACAGAAGCGUACAGAAGAUAAAAAUGUUAUUUGUUAAUAAUUUUUUUGUAAAUAUUUGUUAAAUGAGCAAUUGUAGAAUGUGAUCAUUAUGGGAGGGUGCAUAGGAAUAACUAGAAGUGGUAGCGGGCCUAUAGAGGAGUCUUCAGCUACCGUGUCUCGGCCUAAUUCAGGCGGGCUGAGGAAGAAUCAGUCGUUGUGCCACGAGACCAUAAGAUGGAAAUCGGACGUGCCAUUGACAGAAGGACAGUUACGUAGCAAAAGAGAUGAGUUUUGGGACACAGCGCCGGCGUUCGAAGGACGCAAGGAGAUUUGGGACGCGCUGCGGGCGGCCGCCGUCGCUGCAGAGGCGAUGGACUUCCAGCUCGCUCAAGCAAUACUUGACGGCGCCAGUGUUUCAGUGCCCAAUGGCUACCUCACUGAGUGCUAUGAUGAAUGGGGCACAAGAUACCAGGUUCCAAUAUACUGUUUGUCGCCACCCAUUAAUAUGGUGAAGGAGGCGAGUGGCAGAGACUCGCCAGCGGAAUGGUCAGAGCCAGUGGAGGGUGGCACGGAGGUGUCUCUCCGUCUGCGGCUCUCCAACACUUGCAAGGAUGUGGACCUGGCUGUCUACUCCCGACACACUAUAUCACAGUGCAAAAAUAAAUUACAUGCUCAAGAGAACAUCGAACCGUGGCGGCAGCGCUGGUUCUACGGCGGCAAGCUCCUCGGCGACCGGCUGCUGGUGGAAGAAGCCAAGAUCACGCCGGGGUACGUGGUGCAGGUCAUAGUCAGCACCGACCCGCAGCCGCCGAGCUAGUCGCCCGCGCCCCGCCCCGCCCUCUCACCCACACCCGCGUCUUUGUGGUACUUUGCAUUUAUUUUUAAAACAUAUUUCUUUUUAUAUUUUACGGUUUCUUUACUUAUGAAAUUGCCGUUAAAUAUCCCAAUGGCGACGCAAUGCUAACCAUUAAACAAUUUAAAAAUGUAGUUACGUAAUUUGAAAUUGGAAUACUUAGCAAAAAUGUUUGAUAAUAGCUAUGGAAAAACGGCAGUUUCAUAGAUAAAGUACGAAUUAUUUGGAUGGCGACGACCAAGCACAUCGCGCGGUCUUACGAGGCGACAAUGUAUAGAAAAGAAGAGAUUCUCUAUGUUUUACCUUAGUUUGUGAGCGUGACACCUGCGCUACUUAUAGUAUAUUCCUAUAUUAUUGAUGUUCGUCUAUUUAUUUUUAUAGUUUGUAGUUUAGCCAGACAUGUAUGCGCUUUGUGUGUGAUGAAUCGUAGACAGCACAAGCGAUGGCGCCCUACGCUAUGUCCCAUCUUAUAUUCUAGUAGCGGUUGAUAUAACACUACACCUGCGUUAAGACAACUUGAUAAACGCAAAAUUAUUAACAUUAUGGCAACAUUCAUCAAGGUGAAAUGGGUGUUAAAAUUUUACUGUAAUAAAACACUUUAAUUUUUAAAAGAUUUUGCUCAUAAACCUAUUAUCUUGGCAAGCCUCCAAGCCAUUAAAUCGCCCAGUGAAAACAAUUGAGCAAAAUAGCACAAAGACGCUUCAGUGAAGGUACAGAGCAACAUAAUCCACGUAAUAAAUUAAUUCUAAAGUAACGUAACACGUGUAGGUUAUACUUGUAACCGAUUUGUACGACACUAGCCCCCAGUCUGUACAAUAAUGUAUAUUCCAUAUACUGAGAAAGCAGUUUACUAUUACCUUACUAUCUCAGUCCUUACAAAAAAUAGCCAGUCUAUAUGCCAUGUAACCAGAAAGGUAUGAAUGCAUUAAUGUACAGACUAGAGCCAAUAUAAAGUUCUAAAACAUAUGUAUAUUGUGCGCUCGUCAUAGUACAGCGCGUAGGUCAUUUCUAGUGAAACGCUUCUAUUGGGUGUCGCCGCGAUACGUUCAAAAUGUCGUCACUUUGACCGUACGUACAACAUGGAGUAUAUAAACGCAUUUGUUUGAUAUCUAGUAUACGACAAAGCCACUACACAUUAUUCUCUCAACAUACUGCUACGUGUUGUACGGACGAUCUCCAAGAAUUUAUAAUUUGUACAAGAUUCUUAUAGAAUUGUUUAUAUUUAUAUAAAAAGCCCCAAUUGUAGUGGUUUAUAUAUUAUAUUGUAUAUGUAUAUCGGAGUGAGAACAAUACGUUAAGGCUGUAUGAUGGUUGACGAUACGCUGACACGACCAGAUUUUUUAUUAUAGCAUGUAUCAAGGGAAAUUAGAUAAUAGUGAAUAUUUUGUUUGUUUAAAAUUGUCUGCAAUACAUUUGUUUAUGCGAUGGAAUUACACAAGUUUAUCAGUAAACAAUUAAUACAUAAGAUUCUGUGUCUGAAAAGUUACUGCAUACAUAAUGUGCUGUACAAUAUUCAUGCUCACACAAUGCUUUAAAUUGGCGACCACGCAACAUCUCAUUUAUUUAUUGAGUAAAUAACAGUGGCAUCCCACCUUGUAGAGUUGGGUCGCGGCACUAAUACAGCAUCAGAUCAUUAUACUAUAAUACUUCUUAUGUAUAAAUCACUCGGCAUUCAUAGAGAGUGAAACGUCGUGGGAUGUCCGGUCGACAUUUAUUUAUAAAUUUCUUUAUUUAUAUUUAAACGAGUAGAAGAUUUUUUAUUUAGUAAGAAGCUAAUUUACCUGAUUUUUUUCUUAUUUUUAUUUGUUAAUUUUAUUUCACCGUCCUUGUUUUUUAGCAGAACCAAAUGCUGGCAAAGAUUUCCCAAGAUUUUAUUGAAAUAUAAAUGAUUAUUAGUGGCCCCAUGAGUCGUCGAUGUUAAGGAUAAACUUGACCAAUUAAAAUUGAUUAGCUGUAGACUUGUGAGCAUAACAUAUAUCGUAAUACAUAACAUUUGAACGCAAGUAUUAAAUCUGCCAUUACAUAAAGCGACUGCCAUCUAAUGUGAUGUAAGAGUUUACUUUAUAUACAUACUUACUCAAUUAUUAUGAUAUUACAUAAUAUUAUAUUGUUUAUUUUGAAUAUUUUAAUCGAAACGCUAGAUGUUAAUUUUGCAUUCAAAUAGUUGGUGGUGUGCUUGAACUGAUCGAGGUUGCAGGAGGCAAUAUUAUAUCUAUAAAAGGGAGACGAGAAGACAGAAAAGGGUUGAAUUGAUAUAGGUACUAGAAUAAUUUUCUGAUAUCUAUUCAUCUCUCUUCUGUAUGUUAUGUAGUCUCCAUCUUCUCUUUGCCUCUCAUAUCAGACGCUGCCUCCGUUUGUUACAGUUAGUACGCAAACAAUUGGGUAUUUAUUAGAGCUGCUAUGUAAUCGUCCUCGGUACACAAGUACGUACUAUUAGCGCAUACCCGUACUGUACUAUAUUAGUGUUAGAUUUUGCACACGAGUUAAUCAAGCAAAAUUAUAAUGUUGUUAGUGAUUCAAACGUAUUCUUAUUGGAUGAAAUUAUUAUUGUAAGUCUCGAUUUAAAUUAUAUUUUGUUGUGAUUGGAGAGAAUGGAACGUGUAGGGAACUAAUUUUGUCUCACUUCUGUAAUGUGUGCGUUGUGAUUACUUUCCUCGAGAUACAAGUUAUUCUCUGUUCGAUGUUUCCCGUCUCGUUGCAAAAUAAUCACAAUGUAAACGACAUAAAACAUAUUUUAGAGUAAAAAUAAAUUCGUUUUUUAUGCUGUAAUAAUAAUAUUGAUAUUAAAUAGCCUUAAAAUGUAAUAGUUGGACUCGGAUUGAUAUUAUAGGAUACUAAAUUAUGUACGUAUCACUGUGGUACAUAAACAAACAAAUAUAUGUAGUGAAUGAAUAAUCUCAGUACCUUGUGUUUCUACAUAAGCAUAGUUUCUCAAAGUAAGCCUGUUUUAUAAGCGCUGUACAUGUUUUCACCUAAUGGCCUAAUGCCGCUACACUGACAAUAUUCUCACACAUAUCGAUUCUACUACUACUAAGCGAUUUCAUUUAUAUCGAUAUCAUAUUCGUCCCCACACUAGUAUCGAUAUUAAAACUUGUAGGUUAUCGAUAUUCGGAUAUUGUUUUAAAUUCGUAGUGAUACAGCCUCAGCAGCAUUUAUUUGUAAAUCGGAAUAGGUCGAUGUUAUAAUUUUUGUUUAUUUUUUUUAUCGAAAUUAUGAAUAUAGGUUAUAGAUAUAUUAAUGUGUUGGCAGUUGCAAUUUAAAUGGUUUGUUGAAGAAUCCGUGUAUUGAAAAUCACCUAGAAUAAGUCUCUAGUUUAUUUGAAUCCUGUACCCUUAGUACGAGUGUGCUUUACGUUUAAAGUAAUCGAAACGAGAGCGCAUUCAACGCUCUGAUUGGUUGGUUCAUUCGCGCCGGCCAAUCAGACCGCCGAACACGCUCUCGUUUCGUUUUCGUUAAACGUAAAGCAAACUCGUACUAAGGGUACUGAACUAGGAUCAUAAAGUUACUUUUUUAUGUUUUCAAGUUAAUUCAUCAUUUAAAUUGCAAGUGCUAAAAAUGAACGUUAUAUUUCUAAAUUGUAAUAAGAUGAUUAUAACAUUUUAGUACUAACUUAUUAGGUUAGUUUUAGUAUUUAUACAUAAUUAUUUAAUAGAUAAAUUGGGAAGAGGCUCGAGAUAUUAUUUAGUUGGACGAUGGUGACUCUGCAAAUGUAUCUAAUGAGAAUUAAUUACCAGAAUAAAUCUCCUUCGGAAAUAAAUAAAUGAAAUUGAAAUACAAUAUUAACUUUGAUAUUAAAAUAGUGAAUGUUGCAGAGUCACCAUUGUCGGCUUAUCAUAUGAUAUUAUAUGUACCUACAUCUCCAGAUACAUUAUAGAAUUAUCUAACAAUACAUUGAUGUACUUGUGCACGCUAAACUCUACUCUGUGUAAAGGUACUAAUGUCGACAAUACGUUGACUUGUUACGUGCGAUCUAAGGCUCGAACUGGAUCCAACCUGCACGGUUGAUCCCGACACAAGUCCGCCUAACCACAACUAUCUGAAACCUGUGUCACGCCUGUAGUUCACGCCUUAUCACGCAAGAGACUGAAAUUGCCAGUGAAAAAAAGUAUUUGUUAUCUGUGAACAAUUUCUCCUGUGUUACCAACAUAUUUAAACAUUAGUGUUGCCUCACUUAUAGAUUUUCAGUUAUAUUUAGGUUACAACAGUCGGCCAUAGCUAGAUGUACACAAUAGUCGUAUUACGGUCUAAACAAGUUUGAUUUCGGACUAAGGAAUUAUGUAUGGUGCUACCAUUUAGUUUUCGUUGAAGGACUUAUUUCGUACUGGACGUAUGUUACUGGAACGCUCAUAGCUCAUAGUUUAUGAUGGUAUCGUCACGGAAUAAGUUCGCCAUAAUAGUUUUCUCUUAUGUCUAACAGAUACGGGUAAUGUCCAAAAUUGUAAACUUUAUUCAAAUGUCAUACUCACAUCUUUACGUUUCUCUAUAUUUACGAGCACUUAUUUGUUAAGUCGAUGUGCAGUCAGCGCCAUAUUUAUUAUUUUUGUUGUUGACUGUAGCUGCUCCCUGUACCUUAAGCAAUAAAAUUUAUUUACGUACGCAAGAUGAAACAUUUAUUUGAAGAUAUUAUAUGUAUAUUGUCCUCAGCGAGUAGCGAGGAACUUGAUAUUGUAGUUAUUACUAUGUACCUUUAGACGUGCGGUGUGACGUCACACUGCUCCGCUCAAUGUUACUGAAUAUUAUAAAAUUGGUGUAUUCUUAGUUUACUGUCAAUGUUAUUAAUUUGUAAUCGACCUAAUUACGCUGUAUUUGUACCUAGAUUCUGAUUAUUUAAUACAUUUCUUUAGGGUCUUGUUCCGAUUCAAACAUUUAUGUCGGGAAUUUUUUAAUUAGACUUGUCUAAAGUGUUAUUAUAUUCAUCAGUUGCCCCGUCCCGGGGUGAUGCUGUAACAUAUAGUAUGUUAGAAGCACAAUAUAUCGAUGUGGGUUGACGAGACCGCAGUUUGGAUCAUGCCUGUAUGUAGAUAGAUAGAUUUAUAUGAAAUAACAAAUUCACUGCGUGUAUCGUAAGGCUAUAUUCAUCUUGUAUAUUAUGAAGGAGCGCCGGCGCAGUCGGCUCGACGCAACACAUCUGCGAUUUGUCUACACACAGUUUUGUACAUAAACAGUUUUUCAGUGUGUAAGCAAUAUUAGCAUUUUAAAUUUUCAAAUAAAAACACUUUGUGAAUAACAUUA